UAGAUCCGGCCUUGCCAAUGGUGCUUCUUGUGUGUGUUCACUUUCCAUCGCUCCGUGUGUUCUUCUCCCGUUGCCGGUCGUGCCCCCCCACCGCCGCCACCAGCACCGUUACAAGCGCUCGUCUCUUGUGGCCCACUUCGCACGCAAAAGGACUUUCUCCUCAGAGCCAGCCCGGACGCAGCUCGGAGAAGGUUGUUACGCCGCCGUUGCGCCACCGACGCACACACUCGACGAGCUAUCCCCCUUCCGCGCCCAAGCCAGCAUCCGUGCAUCCCCGAGGAUCUUCUUCGUAGCAGCCCCGCCACCACAAGGUUCCACCACAAUGCAUCGUAACCUGAUCGUCCUGGCUCUCAGCGCCACAGCUCUCUACCUAGUGUGCGGAAAGUCGCUUCACAGGUCGAAGAGAUGGGAAGAGUUUCCGGACGUCGAAUUCCACUUCGACUGCAGCGACAAGCCGAUCGGCUUCUACGCCGACAUGGAGUUCGAUUGCAAGAUCUUCCACAUGUGCGACGCAUACGGUCGCCGUGUGCCGCACAUCUGCGCCAACGACACGGCCUUCAACCAGCGGUACCGGGUCUGCGACUGGGAGUACAACGUCAACUGCGCGGACUCUCCCAACUUCUACUACCUCAACGACCUGACCUACGAGACGGAGCCGCCAACCAACGCCAAGGCCUAGUCUGUCAGAUAGCUAGAUUCGACAGUGCGCACGGUUCCACCCUUCCCGCUUACACUGCCACCCCCCCCCCCCCCCGCCCCCAUCCCCUUGACACCUGAUAGAACGGCCUCCCUCCCAGACCCUUUUCACGCCCCUGAUCCCUGUGGCAAGCCAGUCCCCAUCCCAGCUCAUUUUACCGAACGCGUUCCCCAAAAUCUCAACCAGGCCGCCCUUUGAGUUCACCCCAAACACGGGCUUCUGAGAAGAUCGGUUGCAGGCAGAUGCCUCAGCAAGGUAGCAUUCAUAGUGUUGCCUUCGCGGACAAAAUUGUCCGUGGAACAAAAAAAAAAAGAACAAGAAACACCGUUUCGGACUGAUUCGCUAAGAAAUGAACGCUGCGUGCGUGGUAUAGUCAGUUGCAAGGAAGAAUGCACGACUUAGUUAAAAACAAGAACGAAGAAAAUUUACCGAUGAUCAGAGCUCAUUCCUCGCCCAGGAAGUUUACGAAGCCGCACCGCCAUAACCUGUCACUUAAGUGGGUACCGGUUGUACCCUCGGAGCACCUCCUGUGCACAAGCGCGACUUACACGCAGGACUAAGCUUUAACGGCAGUUUUAAACAUCGAUCGACGUCGCAACGCUGCGCUGUAAAGGAUAAGGUCUCGGGAAGGCACGGCAAGCUUCCGGCUUGCUCCCACAAGACGCGGCACCGACCCCUUCCUCGUGGCGCUCAUCGUAAGCGUCCACAACGACAACCGACGUCACAGCGUCGAGGUUGCAGUGAGACGAUGACAACGCCGUCGCAUGACGUGAGUCUAGGUCAGCGAUAAUGGGCCCUGCUUGACCGCGCCGGGCUGCGCCGAGCCAACGGAAAACGCGCCGUGCCCAAAUUCAUUUCCGGUAAAUGUCAGUCAGGGGCCUAAUUGCGCGGCGCACGUACUUGCAGCCUUCUGCCAGCACUAACAUCGAUCCCAGAGCGCCUGGGCUUCACCAUCUCUUGACAAACACUGGCUUCGUCGCUGCCGCUCGUGCGCAGGAAAAUUAGAGCCCUGUCCCUCAAGCUACCCUGAAUGAACGCCGAAAGUAAAUUGCGUAAGGCUCGGGAGUACGCCGGCUUGGCAUCCGCGUGCGCCGGGGUAGCCCGUUAAGCAAUCCCGCUCUGUCAUUAGGCUGAACGCGUCACGUGGGUGCACUGCAGGGGCAUGCGCGCUCGAAAUCACCGUGCCCCGUGUCAUUUAGCUGCGCCGUUCUCCGGAGUGAACAGACGGAGUUUCAAGCGGUCUCAACGUAGGCUAUGGCAGUGUUCUCCGGUAUCAGGCAAAACUCAAACCUUGUAAGAAAUAAGCGCUGAUCAUUCCGGUACCACGUAUGAAAUGGGUUUAACGAUAUCAGAAAAGAGUACUAAGAGGUGCUCCUUUGACUAUUCCUGGAUAUAUAUAGAUUUGGCAAAACUGAGCUGCAGUUUGCAGACCAACAGCCUCGUCGGAUCACUCCAUGCCCUAGACCCUCACCAAACCCUUCCUCACCCCUCCUUUCUAUUCUCCGACAUACUCUUGUUAGUUUGCGUGAAGAAAUUUGCAUGACCUAUAGUCGUUUUUCUGCCUCAAGAUUUACGAAUUACGUACAGGAAUUGUUUUUUUGAGCAUAAAUUGUCGCUUGCGGUGCUGUUUUCGAGGCAAUUAAACAACCUUUCAAAAAUCCGGAAGAGAUAGAUAACUAAGGAUUGCGUUUUCAAGUGUGUCCUUUCAUUUCAACCCAUGACGCGUUUUCGUUUGACAUAGUUUAUCACACACGCGCUCCAUGCUCGCACAUAUACAUGCAAACUUUUAAGUUAUAUGCUUUUACCUGCGUGAGAAAAGAGCGGUCAAUGCCGCCAUCUGUAAACGAGGGACAAAUGACGGUCGUAAAUCAUCACGGUGUACAUAAGAGAUUCUGUGUGCCCGACACAUGCAAUGUUUAUAUUGUCGCGUACUGUAUAAGACAAAGCAUUAGUCCCAGGAAGCUAAAAAAAACAGCAAAUGCAUGUGUGUAGUUUCGUGUUUCACAAGAAAAAAAAUGGCAGAAUAUGAUGUUCAUUGUGUGUGUUUUAUGUCGUGUACAUAAGACAAUAAACCAAAUGUUAGUUGUACAA
Messenger RNA from Dermacentor albipictus, 2788 nucleotides. RefSeq names its product U-scoloptoxin(01)-Er1a-like. Gene Ontology annotation, molecular function: chitin binding. Lineage: Eukaryota; Metazoa; Arthropoda; Arachnida; Ixodida; Ixodidae. Gene Ontology annotation, cellular component: extracellular region. The record is from RefSeq and is a predicted model, not a curated record.